GUGGUUUGCGCUAACACGGUGAGCCUAGAUUCAGCCAUAUUCUUGUACUGCGAUUCGGUAGUUGUGUGAAAACGACACAAAAUUCGUCGUAACUUUUGAGAAAAGAAUCAAAGGUGUGUCUCGCGUGUUUUUCUUAAAGUCUACAUCUUGUCGGUGGCUCUCCGACAGCUUCCGGUUCUGAUCAUCCGACCAGGAGACAUGCAGCAGCGGCCGACCUGAGCUAGUUUGACCGACAGCCUGAUUUGUGAGAGGAAAGUCCAGAUUGAUCGGGAUUAAAACCGAUGUGGAGAACGGACCGACGGGAGCCUGCAGGUUAAAGGCGAAUCAGAGAACACAGAAGCAGAAACGGAUCCGAACUGCUUCAAAUGUCGAUAAUGUCGACUCCGAACUAACAGUAAGGCGGCUAGCUGGAGUUAGCAGCUGUGCUAAGGGGCGGUUCGGGCUCGUUUCGCUGUCAGGUCGGUGGGCUAUUCGGUAAGAUGUCGGCUCAGCUCCGCCUGAAGCGGCUGGAGGAGCUGCUCCUGGACCAGCUGUCUGUGGAGACCCUGCUGGACCUCCUGCUCUGCUUCUCCGCCGAGUGCGCCAACUCCCCCCUGAAGAGGGAGAAACACGUCAACGACUUCCUGCAGUGGGUGUCGCCUUUGACUGUGGCAGUAAAAGAGCUGCGGCUACACAGGGAUGACUUUGAGAUGCUGAAGGUCAUUGGCCGAGGAGCCUUUGGAGAAGUUGCUGUGGUGAAGAUGAAACACACAGAGAGAGUUUAUGCCAUGAAGAUCCUCAACAAGUGGGAGAUGCUGAAGAGAGCCGAGACGGCAUGUUUUCGUGAAGAAAGAGACGUCCUAGUGAAGGGAGACAGUCAGUGGAUCACCACACUGCACUAUGCCUUCCAGGAUGACAACUACCUGUACCUGGUUAUGGACUACUAUGUGGGCGGAGACCUGCUGACGCUGCUGAGUAAGUUUGAGGACCGUCUUCCAGAGGACAUGGCCAAGUUCUACGUGGCUGAAAUGGUCUUAGCCAUCCACUCCAUCCACCAGCAACAAUACAUCCACAGAGACAUUAAACCAGACAAUGUGCUACUGGAUGUCAACGGUCACAUCCGCCUUGCUGACUUUGGAUCCUGUCUGCGCAUGAUGGCAGACGGCACGGUGCAGUCUUCAGUGGCAGUGGGGACUCCAGACUACAUUUCCCCAGAGAUCCUACAGGCGAUGGAGGAUGGGAUGGGCUGCUAUGGGCCUGAGUGUGACUGGUGGUCUCUGGGUGUGUGUAUUUAUGAGAUGAUGUAUGGAGAAACGCCGUUCUAUGCUGAGUCACUUGUGGAGACCUACGGCAAGAUCAUGAACCAUGAGGAGCGUUUCCAGUUUCCAUCUCAUGUGAACGAUGUGUCUGAAGAUGCCAAGGACCUCAUUCAGCGCCUGCUCUGCUCCAGAGAAUGUCGGCUCGGUUUGAAUGGGAUCUCAGACUUCAAGAGCCAUCCCUUCUUCAAUGGAAUAGACUGGGACAACAUUCGCUCGGCUGAAGCACCUUACAUUCCUGAUGUAUCCUCACCCACUGACACGUCCAAUUUCGACGUGGACGAUGAUGUCCUCAAGAAUCCGGACAUUGGCCCACCAGUGUCCCACACUGGUUUUUCUGGUCACCAUCUUCCCUUUGUUGGCUUCACCUACACUACCAACAGCUGCUUUUCUGACCGUGGUGCAGCUGACUGGGCCGGACUUCGUCUCCACCAGGAACAGGGAGGAAAGGGCCUAGAGGUGGAGACAUUUGAGAAGAGGAUCCACUGCCUGGAAGAAGAGAAACAGGAGCUGAGCCGCAAACUUCAGGAGUCCACUCAGGCACUGCAGUCUCCUGGUCGAGUGGGAAGUCUGAAUCGCGACAAAGAGAUCAAGAAGCUCAAUGAGGAAAUAGAACGACUGAAGAAGAAACUGGAAGAUUCUGAUAGGCUGGAGCACCAGCUGGAGGAGGCGGUCUCACUCAGGCAGGACUAUGAAAGUUCAGCAUCCAAAAUGAAUAUGCUGGAAAGACAAAUAAAGACUCUGAAACAGGAGAAGGACGACAUACACAAGCAGCUCAUGGAAUCUCUGGAUCGUCUCAAGAGUCAAACGAAGGAGCUGAAGGAUGCUCACUCUCAGAGGAAGGUGGCCCUACAGGAGUUUUCUGAGCUGUCAGAGAAGAUGGCAGAAUUGCGCUCUUCCAAGCAACGUCUGUCCCGUCAGCUGAGGGACAAGGAGGAGGAAAUGGAUGUCCUCCUACAGAAGAUGGAUAUUACAAGACAGGAGAUACGUAAGACGGACAAGAUUCGCAAAGAUAUGGAGGCUGAGCUGGAUGACGUGAAGGCAGAGGCCUCCAAGGAGAGGAAGCUGAGGGAGCACAGUGAAGUUUAUGCCAAGCAGCUGGAGGAGGAGUUGCAGAACUUCAAGUCUCAGCAGGGGCGAGGAGGAGUGGCUGGAGGAGCUGAGUCUCAGCAAGAGAUGUCACGCUUGAAAGCAGAGCUUGAUAAGAAGGUUUUGUUCUAUGAAGAGGAGUUGUCAAGGAAAGUCUCCAUCCACUCCAAUGAGCUCAAGAACCUACGUAAAGAACUUCGUGAUUCUGAGGGCCAGCAUUUUGGAGUCCACAAAGAGCUGCUUCAACUGAGAGACAAGCUGGAGAAGACCAACAGGGACAGACAAACUGAGAUGGAUGAGGCUGUAGCAACUCUAAAGGAGACUUAUGAGAGGGAGAAGAACAUCCUGACAGAAGAGAACCGUAAACUGACAGCAGAGACCGACAAGUUGUGUUCAUUUGUAGACCAGCUGACGGCUCAGAACAGACAGCUUGAGGAGGAUGUUCAGGAUUUAUCUUCUAAAAAGGAGAGUGUCGCUCACUGGGAGGCUCAGAUUGCAGAAAUCAUUCAGUGGGUUAGUGAUGAGAAAGACGCUCGUGGUUACCUUCAGGCUCUGGCCACCAAGAUGACAGAGGAACUGGAAACACUGAGGAGCACUGGUCUGGGAGCCAGACCUCUGGAUCCUCUGUGGAAGGUGCGUCGCAGUCAGAAGUUGGACAUGUCUGCUCGUCUGGAGCUGCAGUCGGCCUUGGAUGCUGAGAUCAGAGCCAAACAGCUCCUUCAGGAAGAGCUGCGAAAAGUCAAAGCUGCCAACAUUGCCUUUGAAAGUAAGCUGAAGGAAUCGGAGGAGCGGAACAGGGACAUGUAUGAACAGCUGGAGAAUCUGAAGAAGGAGGUGGAGGAGAGCCGCUCCCACUCUGACAAAGGUCUCAAGCUUCCAGACUUCCAGGACUCCAUCUUUGAAUAUUUCAACACAUCCCCUGUGGCCCCUGACCUCACCUUCAGAAGCACAGAGAUGGAGACCACUUCUCAGAAAUCAGAGACCAUUCCUCCCUCACCCUCCAACAUCUCUGAACAUGAGGAAGAAAAAGCAGUGCCCAUCCCAGCAGGCCCCUCCCCCUCUUACCAGACCGCAGCACUGACAACACUUAAGCCAAAACCACAUCAGCUGAGCAUCAAGACAUUUUUCGGUCCAACCCAGUGCGCACACUGCACCUCCCUGAUGGUGGGACAGAUCCGUCAGGGCUACGCCUGUGAAGUGUGUUCCUUUAUCUGCCAUGUUUCCUGUAAAGACCACGCUCCUCAGGUCUGUCCAAUCCCAGCAGAGCAGGCCAAGAGGCCUCAGGGAAUCGAUGUGCAGAGAGGCAUCGGUACCGCCUACAAGGGCUACGUCAGGAUCCCGAAGCCCAGUGGUGUAAAGAAGGGCUGGCAGCGAGCCUUCGCCGUGGUUUCUGACUGCAAACUCUUUCUCUACGAUGUUCCAGAAGGAAAGUCCACCCAGCCAGGGGUGAUCGCCAGUCUGGUGCUGGAUCUCAGAGACGAGGAGUUCUCAGUCAGUUCUGUUUUGGCCUCUGAUGUAAUCCAUGCCACCAGGAAGGACAUUCCCUGCAUCUUCAGGGUGACUUCCUCGCCACUGAACUCGCCGCUGUGUCCUUUAUCUCUGUUGGUGCUGGCAGAGAGUGAAGUGGAGAAAAGGAAGUGGGUCCGGAUCCUAGAGAGUCUGCAGAACAUCCUGAUCAAGAACCUCCUGAAGAAUCAACAGGUCCACGUUCUGCAUGAGGCAUAUGAUUCAUCACUACCCAUCAUUAAGUCCACUCUUUCAGCAGCAGUCUUAGAUCGGGAGCGCAUUGCUCUCGGAACAGAGGAUGGACUCUUUGUGGUUGAAGUCACCAGAGAUGUGAUUGUCCGAGCAGCUGAUAGCAAGAAGGUCUGUCAAGUUGAUCUGAUUCCAAAGGAGAAAAUCAUCGCUCUACUGUGUGGCCGGAGUCGCCACGUUCAUCUUCAUCCCUGGGGGGUGCUGGAUGGUGCUGAACCCACUUUUGACAUAAAGCUUGCAGAGACCAAAGGUUGCCAAGCUCUGACGACUGGAGUGCUCCGCCCUGGAGGCCCUGCCUGCCUGUUGGCUGCUGUCAAGCGCCAGGUUCUGUGUUUUGAGAUUACACGUGCACGACCUCAUCACAAAAAAUUAUGGGAGGUGCAGGCACCAGGUGUUGUGCAGUGGCUGGGUAUAGUGAAAGAGCGGCUGUGUGUUGGGUACCCAUCAGGUUUUGCCCUGCUGGCACUGCAGGGUGAGUCUUCCCCCAUCAGCCUGGUGAGCCCAGGUGACCCGUCGCUGGCCUUCCUGUCCCAGCAGCCCCUGGAUGCCCUUCAUGCCCUGGAGGUUGGAUCCACUGAGCUGCUGCUCUGUUUCAGCCAUUUGGGCAUCUAUGUGGAUGGGCAGGGCCGCCGUUCCCGAACCGAGGAGCUGAUGUGGCCUGCAACACCAGUAGAUUGCAGUUCUAACUCCUCCCACCUUAGCGUCUACACAGAGUACGGUGUUGACGUGUUUGAUAUUCACACCACAGAGUGGGUGCAGACCAUUUCCCUCCGCAAGAUCAGACCUUUAAAUGUGGAAGGGACAUUAAACCUCCUUAGUUCAGAACCUCCUCGCCUGAUGUACUUCAGCAACACUUCAUCAGAGGGCGACCUCACCAUCCCAGAGACGUCAGAUCACAGCAAGAAGUUGAUGGUUCGUACUCGUAGCAAGAGGAAGUUCCUCUUUAAGGUUCCUGAAGAGGAGCGACUUCAGCAAAGGAGGGAGAUGCUUCGGGAUCCAGAGCUGAGGUCCAAGAUGAUCUCCAACCCAACAAACUUUAACCACGUGGCUCACAUGGGACCUGGAGACGGCAUGCAGGUCCUCAUGGACCUCCCUCUGGUCUGUGAUUUGACCUCUCUGUCUCCCUCCCCAUCCCCCUCCUUAUCUUCUUCCUCCUCCCACCACACUCUCAUUUCCUCCCCCUCUAACUUUGAGCACAUCUAUCACAUGACGUCGGCAUCAGCUGGAGCUUUUUUACACAAAGACUCCAUCUUCUCCUCCUGCUCCCAGUCGAGCCUCAUGCAGCCUUCCUCCUCCUCCUCCUCCUCUUCUCCCUCCACUUCCUCUUUGGGAAGGAGUGUGAUGCCUUCCUCUCAGGAUGAGUCAAUUAAAGAUAAGCCCCGCCCACUGUCCAGUGUUUCUCGGCAACAGAGAACCAAGACGCACAUCACGCGCACUGCAUCAGAUUUUGGGGGUGGAGCUCGCAGCAUCUCGGAGCCAGACCAGGAUCUAGAACGCGAGCUGGACUCUGACUCUACCAAACACUCGACCCCCUCGAACAGCUCUAACCCCAGCAGCCCCCCGAGCCCAAACUCCCCUCACCGCAGUCAGCUGACCUUAGACAGCUUGGACACUGACCCUUGACGCGCACCCACAGUCCCCUUAUCCCCUUAAACCUGCAGCACUACUUCCUGGAGCCACGCCCUCUGCUCUCCGUGUCACAUGACUAUUGGCGAGAGGGAGGAGCCAGCACAGUGAAUGAACCAAUGAGGUGGCAGUCUGGUAUUUUUUUUACUUUUUUGAGCUUUUAUUUUGGCAGGAUUGUUUUAAAUGUUGUAUUUUAUUUGCAGGGCCAUGGAAGCCCUAUCUCUUUAUUUUAAAUUGUGUGGAACGCUGGGAAAUACCUCUGCUGGGCGCUUUGUUUGAACUUUGAGCUUUCUGACACUAUGGGACCAUACUGCUGCUGUCAAUCGCUUCAUCGCGUUAUUAUAAUGUGCAGUUGAAGCUGUCAGCAGGGGGCGCUGUGUGUUAAAUCACA
Messenger RNA from Thalassophryne amazonica, 6156 nucleotides. It is a transcript of the gene cdc42bpb, whose product is annotated as CDC42 binding protein kinase beta (DMPK-like). Gene Ontology annotation, molecular function: ATP binding; protein serine/threonine kinase activity. NCBI's taxonomy places the organism in Eukaryota, Metazoa, Chordata, Actinopteri, Batrachoidiformes, Batrachoididae. The coding region runs from base 480 to 5762 and encodes 1760 amino acids. The transcript has 38 exons. Gene Ontology annotation, biological process: actomyosin structure organization; peptidyl-threonine phosphorylation. Gene Ontology annotation, cellular component: cytoskeleton; cytoplasm. The record is from RefSeq and is a predicted model, not a curated record.